Molecule: messenger RNA, 5607 nt
Organism: Tachysurus vachellii
Lineage: Eukaryota; Metazoa; Chordata; Actinopteri; Siluriformes; Bagridae
Exons: 2
Coding region: 36-4070 (1344 amino acids)
Biological process (GO): regulation of transcription by RNA polymerase II
Cellular component (GO): nucleus
Molecular function (GO): RNA polymerase II cis-regulatory region sequence-specific DNA binding; DNA-binding transcription activator activity, RNA polymerase II-specific
Source: RefSeq, a predicted model, not a curated record
CAAGGGUUAGGGAGACGGGGAACAUUCAGUAAAAUAUGUCCGCUUUAAGGCCUGAACCCGAUAAAAGCCUGGACAACCAGUGCAAUAACAGUGAUUUCUUAGGAGAUGAACGCAAAGCAAUUGAACCCGAGGGCGCGGCAGAUGAAGCUCCUGAGUCACAAGACAAAUUAUUUAACGCAGACGCACAAGAAACGAAGGAGUCCACAGAUGCAAAGAACAAUUCAUCCGUUCUGGGUAGCUGUGUACGAAAUGGAGAAUCAAAUCUAUGCCCUGAAUCUGACUCAUUAGUGCCUAAAGCACAAGAUGAUGAUGAUGAUGAUGUUUCCCAGGAUGAAGAUCUUGGGCUUGUUUGGUCCGAGUCUGAAGAAGAGUUGGAUUCAAGAACAUGUAGCAUCUCGGAUAAAGAAGGCACAGGGCAUGAACGUCAAGAGACACCAGAGGACCAGACAACAGAAGACCUCGGCUUAGUGGAUAGAACUCAGGAUACUGGAAGUACCAUAAGACAUGAAGAUGCAUUAGCACAAGACGAGGAGGAAGAACUGACAGAUCUGAGUGUAGACAUGGAAUGUGAAAGUGACUCUAACGAGGGAGAGGAGGAAAGGAGAGAGGACAUUUCAGAAGAGGAAGAAGGAGAAUCCAAAGGUGAAGUGCAAAGAAAAGAACCUGAAGAACCAGAGGAUAGGGGGCCAGGUGACUAUGAAGAGUGCCAUGAGACUGAUGUUGUGGAUAAGCAGCGGAAAAAACGUCUGAACUGUCGCGAGUGCGGCAAAAGCUUCACUCGACGAGAGACAUAUGACCUGCAUCGCCACUUCCACAUACAUCAAGAUGAACAGGCUUCUCUCACCUGCAAAGAAUGUGGCCUCACCUUUCAGCAUCGCAGCAGCCUCAUCAAGCAUCGCAGCGAACAUAAACAAAAUGGUUUGCCAGAUUCAGCGUUGGUCUCAUAUAAGCGGUCUCAGGUAAGGGAGUUCAGGGAAGAAAAGAUAUUUGAAUGUGACCACUGUGGUGAUUGUUUUUCAUCCCUGAUCCGAUUUAAGCUUCAUGCCUGUCAGCAGAGCCUCGAGAAGCCUUACCGCUGCCCCCUGUGCCGCAAAGAGUUCCAGUACAGAGUAUCCAUCAAUGCUCACAUGCAGAGCCAUUCAUUAGAGUGUCCUUACAGGUGCCUCGAGUGCAAUAAGGGCUUUCAGUGUGCUGUGACAUUGCACAUACAUCAACGGUCCCAUGCUGCCCUCAAACCUUACGAAUGCCCUGAUUGUGGUAUGGUUUUCAGGCACCGCUCUUUCAUGGAGGACCAUCGCCGCAAGCACACUGAAGAAAGGCCACACCGGUGCACAAUAUGUGGCAAAAACUUCAAAUACAGCAGCCUUUUGCAACAGCAUCAAUACCUUCACACUGGCCAGAAGCCAUACCGGUGCACAGAAUGUGGAAAGAGAUUUGCGUUUGCACAAAAUAUGCGUGCCCACUGUCGCCAACACAAGAAACUCACAAGUCCUGGUUUUGAGGCAGCUAUUACAGAAAGUAAUGAAAUGUCCAAUGGAACAGGUUUAGGAUCUAUAGGAAAAGAAAACACCAAUACAAACAUGGAACACCAGCGCAACUGUCCACUGUGUCCUCAGAUCUUUUACAAAGCAGCUGAUCUACGGGCCCAUAUAUUGACACACGAGGCAGAAUAUGAAAAAUUGAGUAAUGGGGGAAAAAAUCUAAAGGUGUAUGCCUGUCCCAAUUGUCCUCUUCAGUUCUUGGAUGAAUCUACUUUACAGUCACAUGUAUUGACCCAUCAGGUUAUAACAACUCCAUUGAAGAGGGAGGUUCUCAGUGUAGCAAGCUCAGCUAGCACUGAUAACAUUUCAGCAGAUGCAGAAUGGGGAGAGCAAACAGAAAAGAAACCUUUGAAAUGCAGAGACUGUGGCAAAAGCUUUCGUUAUCGUUCCGUUUUAGAGCUUCACAUGCGUAUACACAACAGAGGUUACCAGUGCCAUGUUUGUAAAAAGUCAUUCCGAUUCAGCAGUUACUUACAGCAGCAUUUGAUUAUCCAUUCCGGCAAGAAGCCAUAUAAGUGCCCUGACUGUGGAAAGGACUUUGCGUUUCUUCAGAACAUGAAGACUCACCAGAGAUUGCAUCAGCAGAAACCUUUUCGCUGCACACAGUGUCGCAAGGGAUAUAGUGAUGAGAGUCAAUUACAGCGUCACAUGCUUUGUCACUCCGGAGACAAACCUCACAAAUGUCACAUCUGCAACAAGAGUUUUGGUUUAGCAUACCUACUUCGUGACCAUCUCAAUACCCACACAGGGGAGAGGCCUCAUCGUUGCCAAGAAUGCCACAAAUCAUUCCCCUGGCUCAGCAGUCUCCUUGUUCAUCAAAAAAUACACGCACGUAAACGUCAAGGAAUAAGUCAGUCCUACCCUUCAACCGUUGGUUCACAAAGAGGGAGGACAAGUGCGGUUGGAAGGGGCAGGAGAAGUGGUAGAUGGGUUUCAAGUUGGCCAAGAAUGGGAGGAAAUGUGGACAGCGCAAUGCCAAUGCAACAAGCUCUUACGGAUCAGAUUUUGCAGGGUUCCUUUCCGACCUUGUUGGGGCAAGAAGCUAAUGUUUUUGAUUCAGAUAUGAAUGAGCAAACUCAGCUUAUGCCUGUUCAGUUGCAACAGCAGUGGCAAAUUCAGAUUCACUCACAGCUUCAACAGCACUCUAAAUGGUUACCUGAAGGACAAUCGAAUAAUUUCAGGCACCAGUGGCAAUCAGCAACACAUCUCAAACCCAUUUUGCCAAAACCAGAUGUUCUCCCAAAGAUUGCAUUAUGUCAAGCUCGCAAACAGCUUCCAGAGAACUGUACAGCACCAGUUAACUGUGACACUGCUUCAACUAGCACAUCAUCCCCUACUAGGGGCUGUACUGAUGGCGCAUCCAUGAGUGAAGCAAAGAUGCAACAACAACCUUCUCCGUCUCCAGGCACUGCAGAUGGUUCUUUAUCACUGGAUGCAAAGAUACGUCCAGUGGCGUCAAACCCUCAGAAUUCCCCAAAGCAUGGGUUAAAUAUUCAAGGCCAACAAUUAUCUCAGUGGCCAGUCUCUGAUUUAGCCCAAAAUGCAAACAUUGGUCUAGGCUCAUCAGGAAAAGAAAAUCUAAUUACUUUUAGCUUAAAAACACCAGCAGGCACACAGCAGGUUAACACAUCAUCUGAUCAAUCUGAGCAGCCACAAUUACAACAGUCGUCUACUCUAGCCGGUGCAUCGAUACCAACACAAACAAGGCAAAGUGCAGAUGCAGUAGAUGACAGUGCUACUGUUAAAAACAAUAGUAAGCCUUUGAAUAUCGUAACUCCUCUUGAAAUGUCCAAGAGUGUAAACUCGCAAGAAAAGCCUACGAAUGAAACGGGGGCUCAGCAUCCACAGCUCCAUAUAAUGCCACCAUCUUCACAACAGCAACAUCAGCAAUUGCAGUUGGUCUUGCAACCACCACAGCAAAUUCAGCUUCUACAGCAGACAGUCCAGCAGAUGCAACCUGAACAAUUAAAGCUUCCUCAGCAGCAGCAACAGCAGCAGUUUCAACAAUCCCAAACAAACCCAUUAGGAUCAGUCAGUGUUCAGUUUGGAGCAGCUCCUUUUCCUCAUGGGAAUGGAAGCACAGUGUUGGGCUUCCAGACCACUCCAGUUGUUUCCCAAGCUCUGUUAAAUGGACCAGUACAGCAGGGGACACAGAAGCAAGCACCUAUAGUUUCUGCCUCUCAAAUCCUCUUAAAUCAGGCAUCUCCCUUUAUUACCUCACCACUCCCUUUGGCAUCUCCUCUUGCUUUGCCAGGUCCUCGUCCAAUCCAUUCUAUAGCCGGUCAACUUCCAGGUCCAGCAACUCAGAACAUCUUCUUUUCUUCACCAGGCAUAGUGAAUGAGAGACCAGUAAUACCACAGGCUUUGCCCUCAACUCCUGUAGGUCAACGAAGUGAACCAAACAAACUUAUCAGUCAAGUUUCCUUUACCGCAGAUCACCGUUUUCAUUGCAUGAUCUGUGGAUGCACGUUACCAGGAGAACUAGAAUUACAGGUGCACUAUAUGCAACAUGUACAAGGUGAGGUCUGAUUUGUAUAAAUUUAACAUCCCUCUACACCGUUAAGGUUUCUGGCUGUUAAAGUGCCAAAAGGACUGUAGUAGAUCAUGCUUGUUGUCUCAUUUCCUCAAUCCUAAAUUUCUCAUUGUAUUCUGACUGUGUGAGAUGUGAAGUGACCAUCGUUAAUUAGUCAGUUAAUGAAAAUGACAUUUGCGACAUGUACAGGUUCAAAUAUUUCCCCGAGUUUAUUUCACUUUGCAAGCAAUUUAUCACCCAUGUUAAACUAUUGCUUAUAUUUAAGUAGGUUUAUUUUUUAUUUUACAAUUUUCAAUUAUAAUGUUGGAUAAUGCAUUUCCCCCUCUGAAGCAAGUUUUUAUACAAACCCAGGCUAAUGUUCUGUAACUACACAUUGCACUUAUUCAUCAAAGUUGCAUAGAAACAGUUUGCAGAUUUGAGCGCACAAAUUGUCAUAUGCACAAAUCUGCAUCUGAUUCAUGAAACUGUCAUACUACAUUCCAAGGAGUCGUGUUUUGUAUAAUCAGAAAAGCUCAGUUUAGGGAGGUAGUGUGACAGUGAACCAGAAAAAAGAAAAUGAUUUUUCAGGUUAAGAUACGAGCAAUGUCUAAGAAAAGCAGUUAAGAAUUCAUUGAGGUGCUUUUGUCUGAAGUUGCUUUAAAUAAAGUGUUAAAGAAGUUUAAGGUCAAAUUCAGGUAUAAAACCAAACUGUUUUCCAACCUCAAUGGCUGACAGUAGCAGAGUGUUUUUAUUCUUUAUGGCAGAGUAUUUUUGUACUUUCUUAAUAUGGCAUGUGGGGCUCAAGUUAGAUUUAAUUAGCUUUAUUUAUAAUAGUAGUAAUAAUAAUAAUAAUAAUAAUAAUAAUAAUAAUAAUAAUAAUUAAUAAUAAAAAUAAUAAUGAGAUCAGCCGAGUAUUCUCCCUGAACAUAUAAAGAACAUUUAGGUCUUUAAGUAAAGAUCUUUAAUUCAUAAAAAGCACUAAAAGAUGAAUCUAACACUAAGAAGUCAUUCCUGAUGCGUUAUGGCUUAAUAUGAAGUUUUUUUUUAAUAAACUCAGUAAACAGACAUGUUUUUUGAAUAUCCCAGACAGAACAGAACUUUACGGUGCCUCUUGAACAUACUUGUUGUCCUAUAUAUUUUAAUGUCACUGAUUGUCAUUGCAUUUGAUUAUUUAACUGCAACUCAACUGUUUUAGGUUGUUAAAAAUAUUGUUCUCUAUUUACAAAUACUGACCACACAUGAAUUUUAUCAAUCGUGAAAUUUGCUUAUGUUUUACGAGCAGAUCUCAACCUCACGCAACUUUAAUGAAUAAGGGCCAUUAUGUGUACUCGUAUGUUCAAAUCAGUUUCUUUUGUUUGUUCUUCAUUUGUACAGCAUUUUGUGUCAAAUUUCUGAAACACUGAAUUGCUUUUAUUGUUCAAGGCCUGUAUUUGGAACUUUAAAUAGGAAAACAUCAAUAGGACCUUCAUGUAAGAUCACUGAAAGUUAUCUGUCUACCUCCGUCUGAUUCUUGUAGUUAUAAAUUCAAUAAAUUUGGAUCUGGAAUUGAUCAUA